AUGCGAGAAGUUCAUGUGGGUUCAGAUUUUUCUGGAUUAGACACAGCAGUUUGGGCAUUGCGCUAUUUGGGAAUUCCGUUUACCCAUCGCUUCGCUUGCGAUUCUGAUUCGGCCAGCCAGAAGGUUCUCACCCAUCUUUCCCCCCAAAAAAUCUUCACAGACAUCAGAUCUCGCUCGCUGGCUGAAGCUGAGACGGUGGAUCUAUAUACUUUUGGUCCGCCGUGCCAAUCCUACAGCAAGAGCGGCAAGCGCGCUAGAGAUCAUUGUGAGUUGGGGCAGCUGGCUCUCUACUCUGUGGCAUAUGUUGUGCGCCACAAGCCCAAGAUGCUUAUCAUGGAACAGGUGCCUGAUAUUACGGAUUCGGAGGAUUUCAUGCAGCUGAUCUUGGCAGAAUUGCAAGGGGCUGGGUACACAUUGCACAUGCAAUGCCUGCGAUCUUGUGAUUAUGGCUUGCCCCACGGGGCAAGCAAGAGCCGGUGCAACAAGAUGGUGGGGAUGAUCAUGACCAUCACAAAAACAGAGGCUGCGCGGGGAGGAUACUGGUGCACCACUAAAGGCGGCUUCCUAGAUCUAGAUGAGAUGGCCCGUCUUCAAGGGUUUUGGACAGGGUUCUUGCCAUGGACUGAGUUGCACUUGAGUGAGGCGCAAUUCGGUGGGUUGAUUGGCAACGCAAUGUCGCUGAACAUCCUGAUGCACUUGUUACCGCCCCUUCUCUUAUCAUCCGGGUACAUCACCCAGUCUGAGUUCCAAGCCUUGAAGGUCAUUAAUCAGCUUUCGUCCGAGGCUGUGCGAAAGCAUAUGGAUUCUUUAGGCUCAGAGAGCUGGCUAGCAUCCCAGCAAGAUGAUGUUGGUGUCUUCACAGUGGGCUGUGCAGUUUGCUCACAUGCCUUGCCCAAUUGUGAUUUGGACAUAUGGGGGCGCUUUGAAGUCAAGACGCUUGAAGGCUUUAAGCCAUACAGGAUGCAGGCCCAUGCUCAAAGUUCAGCACAUGUUGCAGCAGUGCUGCGCUUGCUUGAAGGUUCUCUUCAAGUCUCUCAGAAACAGCCUUUACGGUUGGAGGGCGCGCCUGACGCAGAAGCUUUUCGAACGCUGCUGGCCUACAUACGGAAGGGUGGCGCCUUACGAAAUGGAGUGGAAGGCGUCGGCCAUUUUCAAAAAUCAAGGCGCAUGUGCUUUGCCCUGGCUGAGGCCCUCAGGAGGCUUUAUCGCAGCUGGCUUGCAGAAGCGGAGACCAUCAACCUGUUGAGGGACGAGCGUCACUCACGGCUGCUGGUGCGAUUCCAGUGUGCUACAUUGGGCGCAAAGCGGUUCAUUGGGGUAGUUGGGCAGGGAAAGGUGCAUCCAGGCACUGCUACAAGGAUCACAGAAGUCACUGUCGAUCUCCUUCGUAACCUUUGCACCAAAAACCACGGGGCGCCAAAUGCAGACCCUUCAGUUGCAGAGCUUGAUUCCGAGUUGCUUCAACGCAUACGCCAUCACAUCCACUCCUUGACUGCGGAUGCAGCUGAGAAUGAAGUGGCCAGUGGGUUUAACAUGCAAUCAGGGAAAUCAUCAACAGCUACCAUUUUUGGCGAGGCUGUAGCCCCUUCCCUGCGCACAAUCGUGAGAGACAAGGCUCACGGAAGCAGGCGGAUUCUGGAAAGGCCUUGGGCUGCUGAUGUCUAUCUCUCCACUAUCGCCGGCGUGCUUGUGAGCGAGAGUGGCUCUCUGGCGCAAAGGAUUCAGACCUCGGAUCCUCUCCGGGUUAUCUACGAGCAGUGCUGCAAAGCUUCCACGUCAAAAGCGGUCAGCACCAAUUUUAGCCAUUUGAGAGCUGCCAAACACCGGUACGAAAGUCUCACCAGCCCCUUAGCACGGAUGACGUUGGACUGGGGGGCUGUGGUGGCGUUUUUGCUUCGGGUGGAAGUUGAAAGACAAGGGACGCCUGCUGGCGCUUUCGCCCGCUCCCUCCUGCAGACUCUAGACGAAGAAAUGCUGUUGCAGGCAGCGCUCCUUGCAGAUGCCUGCGAUGAGUGCUUGAUUUUGAUCAGAUUUUUUGAUCAGAGCACAGUGGACAACGCUCAAAUCGCAUCUGCCAUCUCUGACUUUUUGAGUCGGCUUGCAUUUCUCUUCAAGGAGCAACAUAUCUGGACAACGUCAGGGUACACGCUGGCGACUUUGUCCUUUCUGGAAUCCCCGACGCACUUUGUCGUGGACGGUGUGGUGAGAUGCAUCGGUGGACCCAAUGGAGUGUCAAAAGAGAUUCGCAGCCAGUGCUUGUCAAGGAUGCUUGCAUGGGCGAAUCUGGCAGAGGAAGUCGUCAGGGCAGAGCACCCAAGCUUUGAGUUGGUCCAAUGCUUUUCGAUCUUCGACAUGCCAAAUUUCCCCAAGCAGACAGCUUCUGAGAUCCAAAAGCAGGGUUGCAGCCAGCGAUUUGAUGAACAGCUGACCAGGCUAGCUUGGAGCUUGUUAGACAUGGAGGACAUGAGUCAAUUGAAAGAUGAGUAUUUCGAUCUGGGUCAAAUCGCCUAUGCUCAUUGGCUUGCCAGUGGCAAGACAGCCUCGAACCUUGAAUGCUGGCAAGUAGCCUUGGGAAAAACAUCAAGCACCGCGGCCAGAAUGCGCCACCCUGCCGAGCACCUACAAAUCGCAUUGGCGCACUAUGCCACGAUUUCAGCCACUGACAGUGUGAUCGAACGCAAUUUUUCGAAGGUGAAGGAUGUCCUUCGAGAGAACCGCCUCCAAUGUGAAGCCCUGGUGGAGAACGAGCUUGUCAUGCUUGCGGUUUCAGAUCCUUCACAUGACCAAGAAGUCAUCUCAAUUUCCAGGACCGUCUGGUCAGAGCUCUAUGCAGACUCCCGGAAAAGGUGCAAACCCAGAUUUGACAAGGGGGUCACACGUCAGAAGCUGGCCAGGCAGCUUGGAGGAGAUGAUGAUGCCGGAGCCAUGACCCCUGAAAAGGUCACCGAAACGGAAUUCAAGAAACGCAGAAGACAUGCAGUGUCGGCUGCACUGCUGCAGGGUGAGACUGCUGACGCUUCAAUGAAGGUUGCAGCUUGCCCAUCAAAUGCUUGGACAGAUGCUCAUGACAAGGAGAUGCAAUUCAACGCCAAGAAGCAACUCAAGCGGGUUUUCGAGUGUCUUCGGAGUGGCACCAUCCAGAUUCAUGAGCUUCCUGCUGAGCUUGUGCCAGAGGCCAUUCAGUUCUUUGAGAACCAGACCUCGUUGAUGGAAAAAAGGGAAAAAGCAGAGCAGCGAGUGGCGCAAAGAGUUUGCCAACGAGCACCGCGCCCUGAAGAGCUGGAAGGAUUGAAAGUGUUUGUGGACGAUGCGCUUCGUACCCGCGAGCUUGACAGGGCAAUGGAUGCAAAGAAUUGGGACACGGUCAUGGACAUUGCUUCUGCUCAGGUGUUCAUGCUUUCUGAUUUGAGCAAGAUGCCUUUGGUCCAUUCUAUUGCAGCGGGGCUCACUGGGGCAUGGUUAACGACUCCUGGCUUCGUGAUCGCUGGUAAGGGGCCUUGCCUAAAGCUCAAGCGAGGUCUGAGAACAGACAGAAAGGUUCACUGCGCCCUAAAGUUCAGAGCGGAAUACCCUGAAGUAUUCCAGCUUUUGCAGAGGUUGCAGUGCCGGACCUUUAAGCUGCUGGAGACCUUGGAGGAAUUUGCGGUGGCAAAGCAGUUGGCGUGUGACAGGAAAGCUCCUGCUGGCACCAUCGCUUUAGUGCAUGCAUCCGAAAGGGUGGUGUUCCAAGACAUCGCCCAUGCCUUUGAGGCAGAGACGUUCCGUGACUUCAUCUACAUGAUGGACACAGAGAAAUCAUCGUGCCAGGGAUGA
Durusdinium trenchii is the source of this 3813-nucleotide messenger RNA. NCBI's taxonomy places the organism in Eukaryota, Dinophyceae, Suessiales, Symbiodiniaceae. The record is from the annotation of a GenBank genome assembly.